This is a messenger RNA of Capsella rubella, 1231 nucleotides long. RefSeq names its product pinoresinol reductase 2. Lineage: Eukaryota; Viridiplantae; Streptophyta; Magnoliopsida; Brassicales; Brassicaceae. The transcript is spliced from 4 exons. The record is from RefSeq and is a predicted model, not a curated record. The coding region runs from base 27 to 995 and encodes 322 amino acids. Gene Ontology annotation, molecular function: oxidoreductase activity.
ACAAACAAAGCACCUAUCUUAGAGAGAUGGGAGAGACUAAUUUUGGCGAGAAAAUUUUUGGCGAGAAAACGCGAGUUCUGGUGGUUGGAGGGACGGGAUCCUUAGGGAGGAGGAUUGUAAGUGCAUGUUUGGCUGAGGGACACGAGACUUACGUUCUACAGCGGCCAGAGAUCGGAGUGGAUCUUGAGAAGGUGCAGCUCCUCCUUUCUUUCAAAAGACUCGGCGCACAUCUCGUGAAAGGCUCAUUCUCCGAUCACCGGAGUCUUGUCUCUGCCGUAAAGCAAGUCGACGUGGUUGUCUCGGCCAUGUCCGGAGUCCAUUUCCGUACUCACAACAUCCCUGUUCAGCUCAAACUGGUCGAAGCCAUCAAAGAGGCCGGUAACGUCAAGCGUUUUUUACCAUCAGAAUUUGGAAUGGAUCCAUCACGUAUGGGACAUGCGAUGCCACCAGGUAAUGAAACAUUCGAACAAAAAUUGGAAGUACGAAAUGCAAUCGAGGCCGCCGGGAUCCCACACACGUACCUCGUCGGGGCUUGUUUCGCCGCAUACUUUGGUGGUAAUUUAUCUCAAAUGGGAACUUUGAUGCCUCCUAGAGAAAGAGUUGAUAUCUAUGGGGAUGGAAAUGUUAAAGUGGCAUUCAUAGAUGAAGAUGACAUGGCAAAAUAUACCGCAAAGACGCUUAACGAUCCCCGAACGAUGAAUAAAACUGUGUACGUGAGACCUACCGAGAACAUUCUCACACAUUUGGAAUUAGUUCAAAUAUGGGAGAAACUAAUUGGAAAAGAAUUGGAGAAGACCUUUGUUUCAGCACAUGACUUUCUUGCUGACAUUGAAGAUAAGGAGAUAUCACACCAAGCGGGAUUAGGACACUUUUAUCACAUAUACUACGAAGGUUGUCUCACUGAUCAUGAAGUCGGAGACGACGAAGAAGCUUCUAAACUCUACCCGGACGUGAAGUACACUCGCAUGCAUGAAUAUUUGAAAAUUUUCGUAUGAUUUGGUUGAACCAAAAUACGAACAUGUAAUCACAUAACACCAUUUGCUAAGUUAUCAUCAUGUUUUUCUUUUGGUUUGUUUUGUUCUGUUACAGAUGUUUUUGCAUGUUUACUUAAAAUUCUAAAGACAUGGAUAUCUUAAGAACUAUGUUCCAUGACUACUACUUGUAUGGGAAUAUGGUAAUACUAGUAAAAACAAUUCUUAUAACCACUUAAAUUUUUGUGGCUGAAUCUUAA